Molecule: messenger RNA, 287 nt
Organism: Amoebophrya sp. A25
Lineage: Eukaryota; Dinophyceae; Syndiniales; Amoebophryaceae
Source: the annotation of a GenBank genome assembly
UGAUGAAGGUAGCCUUUGCAGUGAAACACGAGCGCACUGCAACGCUUGCCUAUGAGAAAGUAGACGUAUUGACAUGUGGCCCACGCCGUUUCUUCGAGAUGGGCUCUCCUACUUGGACUUGGUAGAAAAUAAGCCGUGAAGGCAUAACUUUCAUACUAUUAAAUAGACACUUUUACAAAAGAUGCGGCAUUCGCCUAGGAUCAGAUAGCUCAGCCCCCCCCACGACCUCUAAUGCAACAAGUGUAAAAAGGCUUCGAGUACGAACGCGCUUACAAGACAAGUCAGGG